Molecule: messenger RNA, 1638 nt
Organism: Coniosporium apollinis CBS 100218
Lineage: Eukaryota; Fungi; Ascomycota; Dothideomycetes
Exons: 5
Coding region: 1-1638 (545 amino acids)
Biological process (GO): secondary metabolic process
Molecular function (GO): CoA-ligase activity
Source: RefSeq, a predicted model, not a curated record
AUGACCACCAUUGCGGAGACCUUGCCCAGCGGCGAGACGAUAUACCGCUACAGCGAUUUGUGCUCCGCUCAAGAAGACACUGUCAUCCACGCUUCCGCGGCCAAUCCCUCGCAUUGCUAUACCAAGGCCCAAGCCCGCACCCUCACCCAACGCACUGCCCACGUCCUCCGAAACCGCUAUGGCAUCGGGGCAAGCGGACCAAGCAAGGAUGUCGUGUCGUGCAUCAACACCGGGACGCACUUUGUGCCCAUCCUCUUCUAUGCCGUUGUAGCAGCAGGCGGCGUGUUCAGUGCUGCGUCCUCGGCGAGUACACCUCCUGAGCUCGCGAGGACGUUGGAGAUGGGGGAAAGUAGACUCCUGGUGUGUACUGAGGAUCUGAGGGACGUGGCUCUGAAGGCGGCGAAGGACGCUGGGCUGGGAGAGGACAAGGUGCUCGUAAUGGGAAGCAGCGAGGAAGGGCAGUGGGGUCUGAGGGGUGCACGCGACUUGAAAGAUGUUCCUAUCAGCGAAAAGAAGCUAGACUGGCCCAGGAUCACCGACCAGAAAGAGCUCGAAGAUAGCCUCAUAGUGCUAAUCUACUCAAGCGGCACCACCGGUCUCCCAAAGGGCGUCCGACUCUCCCACACAAACCUCGUCGCCGAGACUAUCAUAACCCUAGAGCCCCUCAAAGCCCACAUGCGAGCGCACAACCCCUCCUUCGAAUACCGCACCCUCGCCCACUUACCCACGGCCCAUAUCGCCGGGAUCCAAGGCUACCUAAUCAACCCCUUCUUUAUGGGCGGCCCGGCGUACUGGAUGCCGCGGUUCGACUUCGUCCAGUUCCUCGAGUACAACAAAAGAUACCGCGUCACGUUCUUCUUCACCGUACCGCCCAUCUACCUCCUCAUCGCCAAGUCGCCGCUCGUGACGGACCAGUUUGACACCUGCGAGUUUGCGGUUAGUGGGGCGGCGCCGUUAGGGAAGGAGCUCCAGCACGCGGCGUCUGCGAAGCUAGGCAAAGGCAAGAUGAUGAUUUCGCAGACGUGGGGUCUUAGUGAGACGACGGGGUCGAUUACGCUCUUGCCGCAUGGGAGACAGGACGAUACGGGGAGUGUCAGCUGUCUGGUUCCGAAUGCCAUUGCGCGCAUAGUGGACGACGAAGGCAAAGACGUUCCAGUCGGCCAGCCGGGCGAAGUCAUCGUCAAGGCUCCUAUAGUAACUAAGGGCUACCACAAGAACCCCGAAGCCAACAAAGAGGCGUUCACCGAUGGGUGGUUCCGCACAGGUGACAUUGCCCUGUUCAAGGAUGGCAUGUUCUACAUCGUCGACCGCAAGAAGGAACUCAUCAAGUACAAAGGCCUCCAAGUCGCGCCCGCGGAGCUGGAGGCGCUGCUCUUGUCCCAUCCACUCAUCCUGGACGCGGCGGUGAUUGGCGUCGAGGCGGAGGAGACAGAGGUGCCGAGGGCGUAUGUCGUUGCUGAUAGGCAGAAGAUGCCGCCGGAGAAGAUUGAGGCGUUUGUGGGGGCCAAUGUUGCGGAUUACAAGAGGCUGAGAGGAGGAGUCGUAUAUCUGGAUGCGAUUCCGAAGAGUCCGAGUGGGAAGAUCUUGAGGAAGGAUUUGAGGGAGAUGGCGAGGAGGGAGGGAAGGGCGAAGUUGUAG